AGUUGGCGACGGGAACAGCGAAAAUGGCCUCAACCCUGCCUAUGUGUAUGAAUAUUUGGAGAAGAUGACGACGAUGAGCCCAAUAACUUAUUUGAACACCAAAGUGUCUUCAGUAAACACCUAAAUAUUGCUUAGAGUGACUAACAUAUCGUGACCACCAGCGAAAAAGAGGAAACCACAGCAGCAGCGGCAUUUUUAUUUUGUGUGCUGGUGGUGGCGCUAACCAACGUUAGCUAUGGAGGAUAUCAACUCAAACAUCAACGCGGACUUGGAGGUGCGGAAGCUACAGGACUUGGUAAAGAAACUCGAACAACAAAACGAGCAGCUCCGUAGUCGGUCUUCGUCUGGAGCAGUGUCAGGGAACCAUAGACCCCAUAGUGCAGGAUACGACUCUCGCUUAUCAGCCGCCUCAGCGGCGGGGCUGGCCGGCUUCCCUGGGGUGGGGUUCGGCGGAACGGGCUAUGGAGGGCUUUUGGAAAACUCCCGUUGUUUGAGCCCCAGACUGUCAUAUGAUGGCAUCAGUUUCAGGAGAGCAUAUGAGGGCGAGGGGGCAUCGGCUGCCACCUCUUUCACUGGCACCAAUUCCUAUUUUACUGACGCAGGGGAAACACUGGGUUUUAUGGAUGAGGGGGAAACUUCUAUAUUGGAUGAAGUAGAAAUCCUCGAUCUCGAAGACAUGGAUUGUCUUAACGAAGAUCAAGACAGCUGGCUGUAUGAGGCGAAGCUCAACAGCCCACUGCAGAAAGCCUUGAGUCCCAUUGUGUGGUGUCGCCAGGCUCUGGACAAUCCCAGUCCUGACAUGGAGUCAGCCAAGCGCUCCCUCAUCCACAGACUAGACGUCACCAUGUCAGCAAACAAGCGUAGGAGCCUGUAUGGAAGUCCCUACAGUCCCCAUGUGAACUACGGAAGCCCAUACUGCACAAACACAGCUAACGGCCCCUACAGCAGUGGCUUCAACUCCCCCUCCUCCACCCCCAGCAGGGUGCCCAUCGUCAGACAGCAGCUGAUGCCCCCCGUCAACCAGGCAGCUCACCAGCAGCAGUGUGGUGGCUCAGUAGAGAGAGAAAGGAACCCCCCGGCGGUCAGCCCUCAGUCUUCAAUAGACAGUGAGCUGAGCACCUCAGAGAUGGACGAGGACUCUGUAGGAUCCUCCACCACAUACAAGCUCAACGAUGUCACUGAUGUACAAAUCCUAGCUCGCAUGCAGGAGGAGAGUCUUAGGCAGGACUAUGCUGCCACAGCGUCCAGACGGAGCUCUGGUUCGUCCUGCCACUCUCUGAGACGCAGCACCUUCAGUGACCAGGAGCUGGAUGCCCACAGUCUAGAGGACGAUGAGGAGGCUGUACACCCCACCUUCCACAUCCCCUCAAACCGCUUUUCCCCCUCCCCCAGACACUCCCCUCAUGCCUCCCCCAGAAACUCCCCCCGCUCCCGCUCCCCCGCACGCUCCCUGGAGUACAGCCACCCCCACAGCCGAGGCUCCCCGCAGCCAAUCAUCAGCCGGCUGCAGGCACCACGUCACUCCCUGCAAAGCCACACCCCCCAAGACCUGCAGACCAACGUGGUGAAAAACGAAGAGAAGCUGAGGCGGAGUCUUCCUAACCUGACCCGCUCCAACGUGGCCCAGCAAGGCCCAGAGCCCGUCAAGAACAGCAGGAGCUUUGAGUCCAACCUGCAAGUGCCAAACGGAGGCUCACCCAGACACCAGGCAGUCAGUCAGUCUGCCAUAGCCCAGCACUCCUCCACUCCACUCCACUCCCGGUACUCGACUCCCCCUCGCUCCUCCCAAACAGGAAUUCCCCCUCGAUCCUUACAGUCCCCGAAACCCAAACAGCACCUCCAAAGCCCUUCUUCUCUGCGAGUCCCUUCUCCCAGUAAGCUGCGAACCCCGGCCACUCCGUCUCCCCUGGCGCUGAGGCAACCUGUGAAGGCCACGUCUACCCCUGGCUCUGGAGCCUCAACCCCCACACGCUCCCUGGGCCCAGCACGCAGCGGCCUGCCCCGGCCCAGUGCAGGAGGGGGGGGGGUAGGCGGCACCCCCGUGCCUCGCAGCAAACUGGCCCAGCCAGUACGCAGGUCUCUACCUGCCCCUCGGACCUACAAUGGCGGAAGGGAAGGAGAUAACUGGAGGGAGGGUUGCUACUGAGGCUGGCCUGGUCAGCAGGGGGCACUGUGUGGCCCUCUGAUCAGCACAAAGAGGCAGACCAACAUUACAAUGCGGCACUUUAUCAACCAAGAUUACUUUUACCAUGAAUUAAGGAAUAAACUAUAACAAAGACAAAGUCAAAUUCGUCUUUCGUCUUACUAUCAUAAGGAGCAUGAUCUGAACAGCUGAAGCAGCAUGGUGUGUGUCGAGGAUCUGAAAGGGCCAGGCAGGGCUGGGAGGCAGAAUCCUAGAGAGAAUGCCAAAGAAACCAGCUGAGCUCUAGCAUCCCGGUGCCACCAGAGGGCACUCUCAUCUGCCUCAGUGUGUCUGUUCAGCAAUCAGUCAAUAAGUCUUCACAAAAUGCUUCUCUCCCUCAGGUAGAAGUGUUUGUACACAUUUCUCUUUUUGCAGUCUGUUCUCAACAGAUGCCUUUGUCAGAGAUCUCUAUGAUGAUGCUGUGCAGGUAAAAUGUUCCCUUAAUGUUAAAGAAUUGUUAACAUUUUACAAAGUCUUGUCAAAAAUCAUAGUUUUUUCCUCUUGUGAAUGAACUAGAAUGUAUUGAAAUGUUUGACAUUAUUUAUUCAAAUCAUUAUUUAAAAAGUUCAUUUUCCAAAUAUCCAUAUUCAGUAUUUGUUUUCUAUUGAUUUGAAUAUAUAUAUUUUUUUAUUCUUUAAAAAAAAUCAAAACCUUACUGCAAAGCUAAUUCUCCAAAGUAUUUUUAGAUGGUUUCAUAACAGGACAUUUGAGUGUUGAUGUUUUUAUGUUGAUAACACAGGUGACUGGUAGAAACAGGCCAAAGCCCCAUCCCAGACCUAACCUGUAUCGACUAUCACAUCUGUUUCAGGGCUGGCUAGUGAUGUUGAGCUGCGCCAGUCAAUGGCAGUAGUCACAAUCUCAAUCCAGAUCUACUUCUGGUUUGGUUAGUUAAUUCUAUUGCUUUCCACCAUUAGAUGAAUAUGCCGUUGCAACAUCCAGACAAUAUAGUCAGAGAUAUGUAAUCCCAGUAAAAUAUAUCAAAUCCAACCCUUGUAGCCAUGAGACCUGAGCAUGCAGCAAAGGCUUGAUGUAGUUAAUUUAAAACCUGCAACAAUAUAGUCAGUGUAUGUUAUGUCAAGAUGGAAUAAAUGAUCCUAAUAUCUUAAAAUUAUAAUGGAAAAGUUCAAUAGGUUAGUGGCCAUUGCCACUUGUGCUUUAAAAUAAAUCAGGAGUGCUGAGAUUCAUAGGGAUGGUAUUAGUGUGGCAGAAAUUAAUGAACUAGUGCCUAUUACUUUCAAGUUUAACUUUUUUUUUUUAAUGUGCUUUUUAUCUGUUAAUUUAUCCUCACGUGCCAGUGUCAUGGUUUGCCAAUAUAAUUUGUCUGCAUUUUUGUUUGGGCUAAUAUACUUUUGGUAAUUUUGUAAUUGUAUCAACAAUACAUUUAUACUUGCUUUUGGAAAAAGUAUAUGCGCCUUGAUAUUUAUAACUAAUUACUCUUUCAGAGCGAGGUGCCUCUGUAUGUCAAGGUUUGGAUUUAGUGGAACGCUUGGGCUAUUUUUGCGAAGACAUGCCACACCAUUUUGUGUGAUUUGUUUUUUCAUAAUGAUUUUUUUUAAAUCCACCUACAUGACAUUCAGUUUCCCUGUGUAAACUCACAUUUCAAGUAAAAAAAGUUGAACUGU
Messenger RNA from Salvelinus namaycush (lake trout), 3804 nucleotides. RefSeq names its product SLAIN motif-containing protein 2-like. Gene Ontology annotation, biological process: cytoplasmic microtubule organization; positive regulation of microtubule polymerization; microtubule nucleation. Gene Ontology annotation, cellular component: microtubule plus-end. NCBI's taxonomy places the organism in Eukaryota, Metazoa, Chordata, Actinopteri, Salmoniformes, Salmonidae. The transcript is spliced from 9 exons. The record is from RefSeq and is a predicted model, not a curated record. The coding region runs from base 236 to 2146 and encodes 636 amino acids.